This is a messenger RNA of Morone saxatilis (striped sea-bass), 2506 nucleotides long. It is a transcript of the gene mta1, whose product is annotated as metastasis associated 1. NCBI's taxonomy places the organism in Eukaryota, Metazoa, Chordata, Actinopteri, Moronidae. Gene Ontology annotation, biological process: double-strand break repair; negative regulation of transcription by RNA polymerase II; response to ionizing radiation. Gene Ontology annotation, molecular function: sequence-specific DNA binding; transcription corepressor activity; histone deacetylase binding. The transcript is spliced from 19 exons. The record is from RefSeq and is a predicted model, not a curated record. Gene Ontology annotation, cellular component: nucleoplasm; NuRD complex. The coding region runs from base 115 to 2028 and encodes 637 amino acids.
UCCACCAUUUUCCAACACACAGCGGCGGCAGUGCUAACACAGCUCCGGCAACGCGAGAGAAGAGAAGAGAGCCACCCCUCUACCUGGAGAGGAAGCCAGGGACCGGGGGCAGUCAUGGCAGCGAACAUGUACCGGGUUGGAGAUUAUGUUUAUUUUGAGAACUCAUCCAGUAACCCACUGCUGAUCAGGAGGAUAGAGGAGUUGAACAAGACAGCCAAUGGGAACGUGGAGGCCAAAGUGGUGUGUUUUUACCGGCGCAGGGACAUCUCCAGCACACUCAUCGCCCUGGCAGACAAACAUGCAAGGGAGCUGGAGGAGGAGAUGGAGAAUCCAGAGAUGUCGGACCUCCCCGAGAAACAGAAACACCAGCUCAGACACAGAGAGCUCUUCCUGUCCCGUCAACUGGAGUCUUUACCCGCAACACAUAUCAGGGGGAAGUGCUGUGUGACACUGCUGAACGAAACAGAAGCUCUGAAGUCGUACCUGGACAGAGAGGAUGCCUUCUUCUACUCGCUGGUGUAUGACCCUCAGCAAAAGACUCUGCUGGCUGAUAAGGGGGAGAUCCGUGUCGGGAACAAGUUCCAGGCAGACAUCACCGACCUCCUGAAAGAAGGUGAGGAUGACGGCAGAGACUUGGAGAAACUAGAGGAGAAGGUCUGGGACCCCAACAGCUCACUGACGGAGAAACAGAUUGACCAAUUCUUAGUAGUAGCUCGGUCAGUAGGUACAUUCGCCCGAGCCUUGGACUGCAGUAGUUCUGUCCGACAGCCCAGUCUUCACAUGAGUGCUGCGGCAGCCUCCAGAGACAUCACCUUGUUUCACGCCAUGGACACCCUCCAUGCCACGGGCUAUGACAUGACUCGAGCCAUCGCAGCGCUGGUGCCUCAGGGUGGGCCUGUCCUCUGCAGGGAUGAAAUGGAGGAGUGGAGCGCCUCUGAGGCCAACCUGUUUGAGGAGGCACUAGAGAAAUACGGCAAAGACUUCACAGAUAUCCAACAGGAUUUUUUGCCCUGGAAGUCCCUGACGAGUAUUAUUGAGUAUUACUACAUGUGGAAGACCACAGACAGAUAUGUACAGCAGAAACGAUUAAAAGCAGCCGAGGCAGAAAGCAAGUUGAAGCAGGUCUAUAUCCCUAACUAUAACAAGCCAAACCCCAACCAGCUGAGUAACAAUGUAAAACCAGCCCUGGUGAAUGGAGCGGCGGGUCCGGUGGGUCCGGUGGGUCCNGCGGGUCCGGCGGGUCCAGUGGGUCCAGUGGGUCCAGUGGUCCCGGGUCUUCCAGGCUCAGUGCCGACCCCCGGCCUCGGCAGAGCCUGUGAAAGCUGCUACACCAGCAGCUCCUACCAGUGGUACUCGUGGGGACCUCCCAACAUGCAGUGCCGCCUGUGUGCUUCAUGUUGGACUUACUGGAAGAAGUACGGAGGGCUGAAGAUGCCCACAAGACUGGAUGGAGAGAGGCCUGGACCCAACCGCAACAACAUGAGCCCCCACGGCCUGCCCCUGCGGCACAGCGGCAGCCCCAAGUUCGCUGUAAAGACGCGGCAGGCAUUCUACCUGCAGACUACCGGACUGACGCGGAUGGCACGCCGCCUCUGCCAGGACAUCAUCAGGCCGCGGUAUCUGGCCAGGCACCCCUACCUCCCCGUCAACACAGCAGCCAUCAAGGCAGAAUGUGCCCUGCGGUUGCCAGAUGGCCCCAAAAAGCCUUUGUCACUGAAACCUGUGGAACGUAAACCUCUGGAGUCCGUGGUUCGGUAUUUAGAAGCACAUCCCCGUCCAGCCAAACCCGACCCUCCGAUUCGUGGAGGUUCCAUCUCUACAAGCAGCCUGACGCCCAUAAAGUCCUCCCCCAUCCUCAACAAUGGCUCACCCACCAUCCUGGGCAAACGCACCUAUGAACAGCACAACGGACUGGAUGGCACUAAAUCCAAAACCCUGACUCCACAGUGGGACAUCAUGGCCAAACGGGUGAGCGAGGCGGCGCGGCCCUCGGUCUCCCUGCAGGACGAGGUACAUGAACUGGACUGAACGCUCUGUGGGAACGACCUCUACUACAAACCCCCGCAGAGGGGGACAUGAAAUGGAAAGGCAUUUUCCAAUAAACCAUAGCCGAGGGCAGCUGAGGGAAGUUGAAAGGAGAACGACAGCUUUGGCCACCUUUCUUCAGUCAGUACGGGUCUGUCACGCUUGCUGAAGACCAAUCGAUAAUCGAUCAGUUUUGGCUGUGGUCAAUCAGAAGAUGAGCCUGACUGUACAGGACUGUGUUUAUUACUUACAUUUCUCGUUAUAACUGUCAUUGUAAUUAUUGUUAUUGUUAUUAUAAUUUUUUUUACCAACUAUAACUCAGCUUAUUGUUUGUCGAUCAAACGAUGGAACUUGUGAAGUUUCAUGAAAAAUGCUUGCAGAGCCCUGUGGAAAAAGGGUGGAAGGACUGUAACAUAAGCCACUUGCAUCUUCUAUGUUUUUUUUGUUUUUUGUUGUUGUUUUUUUUUUUAACAAAGUGUUU